UAGGUUACCUGGUGAUCUUUCUUUCCGAUACGGUGGUACGCCCGUUUUCCUUCAAGCCUGUUGCACAUGUUGCUCGGCAUUUUAUCGCGGAUCUCUUGUUUGCCCGUGUUUGAUGUCUUUCUCGCCUAUCUACGAAACAACGCGCUCCCUGGCCACCUUAGCCUAUAUGGCAGUGAUGGGACCACAUCAGAAAAAGCGUCCACCAAACAAGCCAAUGGAUCACAAACCUUUUAUGAAAGCAAUUGUUUUGAAGACGCUGAUUCGCAAACCCAAGAAACCCAACAGCGCAAAUCGAAAAUGUGUGCGCGUGCGGCUUAGUAACGGGCGUGAAGUGGUUGCCCACGUGCCCGGAGAGGGACAUAAUUUACAAGAGCAUAAUGUUGUUCUUGUCCGAGGCGGUCGUACUCAAGAUUUGAUCGGGGUCAAACACAAAGUCGUUCGGGGAAAGUUAGAUUGUGCACCAGUUCAGAAACCUUCUCCCAAUGUCAAGUGA
This is a messenger RNA of Opisthorchis viverrini, 493 nucleotides long. RefSeq lists its product as hypothetical. The transcript is spliced from 2 exons. Gene Ontology annotation, cellular component: small ribosomal subunit; ribosome. NCBI's taxonomy places the organism in Eukaryota, Metazoa, Platyhelminthes, Trematoda, Opisthorchiida, Opisthorchiidae. The record is from RefSeq and is a predicted model, not a curated record. Gene Ontology annotation, molecular function: structural constituent of ribosome. The annotation marks the transcript as partial. Gene Ontology annotation, biological process: translation.